Messenger RNA from Mauremys mutica (yellowpond turtle), 2241 nucleotides. RefSeq names its product alkaline ceramidase 3 (gene ACER3). Lineage: Eukaryota; Metazoa; Chordata; Testudines; Geoemydidae. The coding region runs from base 102 to 905 and encodes 267 amino acids. The record is from RefSeq and is a predicted model, not a curated record. Gene Ontology annotation, cellular component: endoplasmic reticulum membrane. The transcript has 11 exons. Gene Ontology annotation, biological process: ceramide metabolic process; phytosphingosine biosynthetic process.
GGCCGGACUCCGGGCCCGGCGUGUGGGCGGAGCCACCUCCGCCCGCGCCGCGCAGUGAGCGUCCCGGCCCGGCCUCGCUCGCUCGCACGCAGCGCUGCGCGAUGGCUCCCGCCGCCGACAGGGCCGGCUACUGGGGCGCGCCCACCUCCACCCUGGAGUGGUGCGAGGAGAACUACGCCGUGUCCUACUACAUCGCCGAGUUCUGGAACACAGUGAGUAACCUGAUUUUCAUUCUACCUCCAAUCUAUGGUGCGAUUCAGACCUAUAAAGAUGGCCUUGAAAAACGAUAUUUAGCUGCAUAUUUUUGUCUCACAGCUGUUGGAUUGGGAUCCUGGUGCUUCCACAUGACCCUGAAGUAUGAAAUGCAGCUGUUGGAUGAGCUGCCAAUGAUAUACAGUUGUUGUGUGUUUGUCUACUGCCUGUACGAAUGUUUCAAGCACAAGAACAGUGUCAAUUAUCCUCUGCUUUUUGUAUUAAUAACUUUCAGCAUCAUAGUCAGCAUAAUUUACCUAAAUUUGAAAGAGCCGGUAUUUCAUCAGAUUGUGUAUGGAGCACUGGUUUCUGUUAUAGUACUUCGCUCUGUAUAUAUUGUAUUGUGGGUAUACCCAUGGCUUAGGGGUCUGGGCUAUACAUCCUUAAGUGUAUUUUUAAUGGGAUUUUUUUUUUGGAAUGUAGACAACAUUUUCUGUGACAAAUUGAGGGGAGUACGAGAGAAGAUGCCUCCUGUUGUGGGAGCCGUGACACAGUUUCAUGCUUGGUGGCACAUUUUUACGGGCCUUGGCUCUUACCGUCAUAUCCUACUAAGCUUAUACACAAGGACACUUUUCCUGAAGUACAGGCCAAAGGUGAAGUUUGUUUUUGGAAUAUGGCCUAUUCUCCUGGUGGAACCCCCCAAGAAGCACUGAUUGUGAGAGAUCCAACCAACCAAGUGUGACCACUGGCUGAAUAAAGAAAUUCCACCGCUGUUGACACUGAUGUGGCAAAAUUAUGCAUCAGCUCAAGGGCUGUGUAGCAGGAAAUAGACUUCUCUGUAUUACUGGUAUUGCCAGACACAACACAGAGUGAAGAGUUGGCGCAUUAUGGGAAUAAUGUUUAGAACAGUUUUAUUGUUAAGGUGUUAAAACAAAAUUAAGACACAAUAUUUUUUUGUGUAUAUGUUGUAUAGCUGAAGAUACUGGGCUAAUAUUUUGUGCUGGUCACAGAAACCUUACCAUUUUUGGAAAUGGGUUGCAUUUGUUUUCGUUCAGUUGUCCGUCUGGUCUGUGGUUAAACUAAUAUUAGUAACUGAAUUAUGAAGAUGGUAGGCCAAGUGAUGGCCAGUCUAAGCAUCCAGGGGGCCUGACAUGAAUUGAAUCCUUCUGAACUAAUUCAAGCUUGCACCUUUAUACAGUUUAGUGAGGUAUGUAAUUAGUUAGGGCUCUCUUUUACCAUGCUUAUAUGUUGCUGUUUGCAGUAAGUCGAGGGAGUGGGACGCGUAGAGAGAUUGUAUUAAAUUAGGUCAGGCUUCCAUUUUCUUUUGAGGAUGCAGGACCCCUCGGGAGUGUUUUCCAGCAGUGCCUGGGGAUAGGGCGCACCAAUGAAAUGGCUCAAGGACCCUUUAAAAAGGGGUUUAGACUCACUUAGACAUUCUUGCUAUGUGAGGAAACUUAACAACUGUCCCAAGUCCUUCUAACUUGUGUGAGAAUCCAGGAGGCCAUUUCUGGUCAUUCUGAAUAUCCCUAGCAAGUACUGAACACCCUUUCCUAACCCUGCUUUCAUUUGCAAAUCAUUCGUGCUCACAGAUUCACAGCCACUUCAUUUAAAUGCUUGUUUAUAUCCCUGUUGGUCUAGCUUUAAAUUUUCUCCCCUCCCCCGCCAUAUAUUUUACAAUCUUACAAAUAUUCACCGGAUUUUCAGAGGUGCUAAGUAUCCUUCACUCCCACUGACUUCAGUUGGAGUGAAGGGUGCUCAGUACUUACAAAAACCAGGCCUUUUUUGAUCUCCUCAGCAGAAUUGACAGAGCUCUGAGGCUAAGUCUACACUAGAGACCUUACAGCGGUACUGCUGUACCAAUGCAGCUGCACCACUCUAAGGGCUCCCGUGCAGCCGCUCUAUGGCAACGGGAGAGAGCUCGCCCGUCAUCAUAAUUAAACCACCCCCAACGAGCGGCAGUCGCUGUGGUCAUAGGUGCUGACUUCAUGGGUGUCCAGGGCUAGAGCACCCAUGGGAAAAACGGGCAGCCAGCUCUCCCCACCCCUUGCC